AUGUUUCCAAUGGACCGGAAAUGCACCAUGAGCAGUGAUGUGCUCAAGGAUGGGCUGGGUACGACGACUGCAACGUCACAGUUUAGAUUGCGUUUGCAGGAGGAUAGCGGGUGCAGUGUCACUGAAUUCCUGAAGACACGGAAGUUCCUGAAGAUGUGGGAGCGGUUGCGCUAUGGGAUUUGCACCGUAGUAAUGCAGCGCAUGCUUGAGGAGAAGCAAGGUAUGGAUGCGGUGUAUGUCUCCUCACAUCGGCUGCGUGAGAAGGCCCGGCGGCUGCGUGACAUCAUUGGGCAGUACAAGUAUUUGGUUGAACCGUGCAACUUUAGCAUUCACUUUGUAGCUCGACCCUUCCGUGGCAACGGCGACGAACCUCAUUUGGAUUUGGACGUCAACAUCCAGGAGCUAUCCCUUCUGCUGGACAUGAAGCAGUUGAAGGGCUUGGCUGCAAUCCUGGGCUACCUGCAGAGGUGGAUGCGGCACGAUGCGCUCUUUCAGUGGAAGCCGGUGCCGGCGGAGUUCCGGAACUCGGCUGACAUCUCUGGCUGCGGGUUGACCAGGGGUCGAUUGCUCUGGGCCUUCGCACUGAAGCUGGUGCUACAGAGCAUCCAUCCCAAGUACUUCUGGACUUCCCUCGCGUGGAUCCACAUGCGCCGUGGAGCUUCGAUUCGGCAAGCGCUCUUCGAAGCAUUGUCAGCGAGGACUGUCGACCAGGAACGAGUGCAAGUGCUGCAAGUGAGUCUUCCAUUGAUAGAAUGCUUGGCUGUGCGGCGAGAGUUCCUGAUCCAACAAGCUAGGAGGAAGAAGGAGGAGUCUUACUUCAAGCGUGAAGGGAAUUGCUGCCCUUGCCGGAGAAAGACGCCUGAAGAGAUGGCCGAGGCACUCAGAACCGAGCGUUGGUGA
Messenger RNA from Durusdinium trenchii, 900 nucleotides. The record is from the annotation of a GenBank genome assembly. NCBI's taxonomy places the organism in Eukaryota, Dinophyceae, Suessiales, Symbiodiniaceae.